UCUAUUUUCAGUUGUUGAGGUCGGCUCACUGAACUUCAGGGCUCAAAGAGCUGGCUCGGUCCCCUCCCUUGCCGCCAUGAAGUGGAUGUUCAAGGAGGACCACUCACUGGAACACAGAUGCGCAGAAUCCGCAAAGAUCCGAUCAAAAUAUCCCGAUGGAGUUCCUGUGAUUGUGGAAAAGGUCUCAGGCUCUCAGAUUGUUGACAUUGACAAACGGAAGUUCUUGGUUUCAUCUGACAUCACUGUGGGUCAGUUUAUCUGGCUCAUCAGGAAAAGGAUCCAGCUUCCUUCUGAAAAGCCAAUCUUCCUGUUUGUGGGUAAGACAGUCCCACAGUCCAGCCUAACGAUGGGGCAGCUUUACGAGAAGGAAAAGGAUGAAGAUGGAUUCUUAUAUGUGGCCUACAGUGGAGAGAACACUGUCCACUUUUUUUUUUUUUUUUAAAUUCUUUGUUUUUUGUUUUUUUGGUUUUUUGUUGUUUU
Octodon degus (degu) is the source of this 480-nucleotide messenger RNA. Its product is annotated as gamma-aminobutyric acid receptor-associated protein-like 2. Gene Ontology annotation, biological process: macroautophagy; autophagy of mitochondrion; autophagosome assembly. Lineage: Eukaryota; Metazoa; Chordata; Mammalia; Rodentia; Octodontidae. The record is from RefSeq and is a predicted model, not a curated record. Gene Ontology annotation, molecular function: ubiquitin protein ligase binding. Bases 77 to 442 code for a protein of 121 amino acids. Gene Ontology annotation, cellular component: autophagosome; cytosol; autophagosome membrane. The transcript has a single exon.